AUGCCGAAGCAGUGGAUAAGAACGCGAGCACAUUCCAGCUCUUUCACCGGUCUCAAAAAGACCCGCAAAUCCACGACCCCGAAGCGGACGAUCGAGUUCUACACCAAGUUCGCGGACCUGCCCCUGGCCCCCCCUGGGCCAUCCACUGCUUCAUCCAAGCCUAUCCGAAACCUUAACGACCUUCAGAGCGAAUUCAGCAAGGAUAGUGUUCGCCGUAAUGAGGGCGAGGCUGCCAACUAUGGCAUCUACUACGAUGACUCCGGAUAUGACUACAUGCAACAUUUGCGUGAGCUAGGGACUGGCAGCGGAGACGCUUACUUCGUGGAGGCCAAGGCUGAGAAGGCCAAGUCCAAGGGGUUGAAGUUGGAAGAUGCCUUGCGCCAGGUUUCUUUGGACGAUUCGCAAAGCGCUUAUGGUGCCAGUGAAUAUGGAGAUAUGCGCUCAAACUACACAGCUUUCUCCCGGAAGCCCACAUACCAGGACCAGCAGAACAUCCCCGAUGCGAUUGCCGGUUUCCAGCCUGAUAUGGAUCCGCGUCUUCGUGAGGCUUUGGAGGCUCUUGAGGACGAGGCAUACGUUGACGACGAGGAUGAUGACAUAUUCGGUGAAUUGACCGCCAAUGCCGAGGAAGUUGAUCAAGGCGACUUUGAGGAUAGCUUAUUCGACCACGACGACGAAGAUGAGGGAUGGGAGUCGGAUGCGACUGAGAAGGCGCCUGUGCAGAGAGAUACUUCUGACGCCCACGUUGAUGAGGAUGCGUCAGAAUUAAACAAAGAUCUUGCGCCCGGUGAAAUGCCUGAGCAUGACGUGCCUGCUCCGGAUAUGCACCCCACAGACCAAAAUUGGAUGCAAGAGUUCGCCAAGUUCAAGAAGGAUGCUAAGGCGGGCAAGGCCCCCGCGCCGGCUGCCCCCACCAUUGCGCCCUCUGAGCAACAUACUCUUGCUUCUACUGCAUUCACUGUUGGCGGCACACCCAUCCGACGCAAGAAGCGCAAGGGUGCUUUGACCAACCCCUCUAACUACUCGAUGACAUCCUCCGCUUUGGCCCGCACAGAGGGUCACCGACUUCUGGAUGACCGAUUCGAUAAGGUUGAGCAAUUAUACUCCCUGGAUGAAGAGGAUGAAUAUGACGACAGCAUGUCCAUGGUUAGUGGCAUGACUGGUAUGACCGGUAUGACUGGAAUGACUGGCAUGUCUACUGCCUCUUCUCAGGCACCUAGUCUGGUUGAUGCCAAUGGAGGAGCUGUUUCUCGCAGCGAUUUCCACAAUGUCAUGGAUGACUUUUUAGCAGGCUGGGAUGGCAACACAGGUUCCCAAGUCAAGCGAAAGGGAGUCAAGUACAAGCGUGGAAAGCACGGAAACGAAGCGAUUGGUAUUCGUAUGCUUGAUGAGGUUCGCUCAGGUCUUGGUCCGGCUCGGUUUUCGAACAGCCCCAAGGUUCCCGGACGAGCUUAA
Messenger RNA from Penicillium malachiteum, 1455 nucleotides. RefSeq names its product ribosome biogenesis protein LTV1. Gene Ontology annotation, cellular component: preribosome, small subunit precursor; cytosol; nucleus. Lineage: Eukaryota; Fungi; Ascomycota; Eurotiomycetes; Eurotiales; Aspergillaceae. The transcript has 2 exons. The coding region runs from base 1 to 1455 and encodes 484 amino acids. The record is from RefSeq and is a predicted model, not a curated record. Gene Ontology annotation, biological process: ribosomal small subunit export from nucleus; ribosomal small subunit biogenesis.